GCGUAUAGUCGUCGUACACACGGUGCCACACAGCUCUCUAUGCCCUCUGUGCCCUCGACGAUCGUCCGGCUCGGCUGCGUUUAAGCACGAAGUCAGACGUACGCGCACGGUCCCCGGGCUCUGUGCACCCGGCGGUCGACUAUAUACGCCGCUGGCAGCACGGCAACACACACACACACACCCCCGCAACGCCGCGUCGCGUAGUCACUGUGCUUUCACACCGGCUUCCGCGCGCACAACGCACGCACGUUACCACACCGUGCCAUUCACGCUGCACGGGCGCGCGCGCGACAGGACCCGCCGAUAUUAUAUCACAUCAUAACAAUAUUGCGCGCACACGGCGCCAGAGUCCCCAAACCGUAUAUCCUCCUCCUCUUUUUUCAAUUUUUCAAAUAUUUUUUUUCUUCGCGAGGGCAUAAUAUACUACACACCCCCUGUGUGUGUGUGUGUGUGUGUGUGUGUGUGUGUGUGUGCGUGUGUGUGUGUGUGUAGCUGCACCACCAGUCGUGCGAUAUAAUACGCGCCGCGCCGCACACCGCCGGGCGACUCCGUCAGAGACGCACGUCGUCGCUGUCGUCGCCGUCGUCAACCGCCAACCCCCCUCAGCCGUCGCCGCCGAUAAACGGUUCCGAAUGAAACUAUAAAUGGAAUGUAUAUCACAGUUUUCAUGUCACCUUUACAAAUGUUUAAUGCUUUUGGGCAAACGUAAUCAUUAAAUAGUAUGCAGACUACAGAAUCGUCUUCUAAAAAGUGAAUUAUUAGACCGGACAACUUCAGUUUAGAUUUAGGUGCUAUAUGGUCUUGGUGAGAGGAAUGUUUGAAGAAUGGCUCAAACGAUGUCGCGAAUCCCGCCAACUCGUAGUGGUGAUCGUAGCUAUAGCUUUACUCCUGGACAAUAUGCUUCUUACUACUGUGGUCCCAAUAAUACCGGAAUUUCUUUACGACAUCCAGCACCCCGAUCAACCACUAACUGCUACCAUUUCAUCAGUCCCGCCAAAUGAAUAUCCAGUGCCACAUGGAGCUAUGACAGGUAAUUCAACGAACGGGACAGUGCCGACCUGGGAACAACGAGAAGCGACUCUCAAAAAGGAAAGGCACGACGAUCUGGUUCACGAAACGGUUGCAGUCGGUAUGAUGUUCGCAUCCAAAGCAGUCGUGCAGCUAAUGGUUAACCCCAUUGUCGGACCUCUCACCCACAGAAUUGGCUAUAGCAUACCGAUGUUCACUGGAUUUUUCAUCAUGUUCAUAUCGACCAUAAUAUUUGCUUUCGGACGGAGUUACGGGGUACUGUUUUUGGCUAGAGCGUUGCAAGGGAUCGGAUCGUCUUGUUCGACUGUUUCUGGAAUGGGAAUGUUAGCUGAACGGUACCCUGACGAUAAAGAACGAGGAAACGCAAUGGGUAUUGCACUGGGUGGAUUGGCCUUGGGCGUGUUAAUCGGUCCACCGUUUGGCGGAAUUAUGUACGAGUUUGUGGGGAAAACCGCUCCGUUUUUAAUACUCUCGGCCUUGGCACUAGGAGACGGAUUGCUGCAACUACUGCUUUUACAACCAGGAGUAGUCACAACUGAUGCAGAUCCUCCUUCCUUAAAAUCUUUAGUCAUGGAUCCCUAUAUAAUAAUUGCUGCAGGCGCUAUUACUUUUGCUAAUACGGGAAUCGCAAUGCUUGAACCUUCUUUACCUAUAUGGAUGAUGGAUACUAUGGGUGCCGGAAGAUGGAAACAAGGAGUAACAUUUUUACCAGCGAGUAUUUCUUAUUUGAUCGGAACGAAUUUGUUUGGACCUCUCGGACACCGUAUGGGAAGAUGGUUAGCUGCAAUGAUUGGAUUAAUCGUGAUUGGGAUUUGUUUGAUGAUAAUACCAACGGCUAGAGACAUAAAUCACUUGAUUGUACCGAACGCUGGUCUUGGUUUUGCUAUUGGUAUGGUGGAUUCGUCAAUGAUGCCUGAGCUUGGCUAUUUGGUUGAUAUACGUCAUACAGCUGUAUAUGGUAGUGUUUAUGCGAUUGGGGACGUGGCGUUUUGUUUGGGCUAUACAAUCGGACCGGCUUUAAGCGGAACAUUGGUGAACACAAUUGGAUUUGAAUGGAUGUUAUUUGGAACGGCUAUGUUGAAUUUCUUGUAUGCACCACUUCUCUACUUCCUGCGCAGCCCACCGACAAAAGAAGAAAAAAAAUCGUUGGUCACUGGAGAAAAAUCAUCGGUGCGUUAUAUAACCUAUCAAAACGAAGCGGAAGAAGAAUAACGUGCAUUAUUAGCUUCGUGAUAUAUAACUAACGCUUGAUAAAUUACGCUUUUUCAUUUUUUUUUCUCGGCAAACAUACUUUAAUUGAGAUCAUGGUGACGUUGUCAGCACGUCACCAUAACAAAUAUUAUACAAUACAGAAACUAUAAUAAACAGUUAAUUGUUAUAUAAUAACUUAUAAUAUAAAACACUUUAGAUCGAACAUUUACAUUUCGGUGGUCUAAUUCGAAAAGAUAUUAAUCACAAAGUAAUCACAUUAUACCUAGGCAUAUAUAGCGGCUUUAUUUAUUUGAUAUUUAUAUAUUAUUAUACCUAUAUUCAUAAUCGAAAUGGGCCACCGAUACAACUACGAGACCGUAACUGAUCUUGUCCGUACUUGUAUGCAAAAAUACAGAAAUACCAAAACAAAUCAUAUGCAAAAACUUAACUACGUAUAAUCAUAUUACCUAUUAUCAACAAUAAUAACUAAAAUAACCGACACGUGUAUAUUAUUAUCGCAUUAUACAUCCGAUGACGAAACAUUCAAACACACAAUAUACAAUCGACUUUGCAACUUAUUGAACGUGGUUUAAAAUACAAUAUAUGAAUAUUUUCUUAUACCUAUAUAUUAUUAUAUUAUACUUAAAUUAUAUUAUUAAAUCGUAUUAUUAUGCAUACGCAUUUUAUUGCUCAUCAUUUACAUCAUCAUUGAGCAUCAGAACAUUUUGUUGAUUAAGACUGUUUUAUAAUAAUAAAUAAAUAUAUUAAUCGUGUUUUCUUUAUAUAUAUAAUAAUAAAGUGUCAGACCAAACUAAA
Rhopalosiphum padi (bird cherry-oat aphid) is the source of this 3036-nucleotide messenger RNA. It is a transcript of the gene Vmat, whose product is annotated as synaptic vesicular amine transporter. Gene Ontology annotation, cellular component: synaptic vesicle membrane; terminal bouton. The transcript is spliced from 14 exons. The record is from RefSeq and is a predicted model, not a curated record. NCBI's taxonomy places the organism in Eukaryota, Metazoa, Arthropoda, Insecta, Hemiptera, Aphididae. Bases 796 to 2241 code for a protein of 481 amino acids. Gene Ontology annotation, biological process: aminergic neurotransmitter loading into synaptic vesicle; transmembrane transport. Gene Ontology annotation, molecular function: serotonin:sodium:chloride symporter activity.